AUGGUCUCCCACGAACUAGAGCUAAUGAGGAGUAUAUUGGAAGAGGCGAUUUUGGAAAAGCGCAGCAUGCCUCUCAACAAUCGACCGCGACUUCCCAGCAUACCCCUAAGCAAGCGAAAUCAGGUUGUCGUGAGGGUUCUUAACCUAAUGCUGGUAACCUAUUUGGAAGCCAGCCGGGACCUUUGCGAGACGGACUCAGUUCUUUUUGGCGCCGCAGUAGCAGCUUGCCGUAUUAUUGACGCCAAACUUCCCAUGUCUGGACGCGCUACUAAACAAAGUAGCGCCAUCCCAGCCUGGAGAAAAAGAAUUGAGGACCGUAUCGCGAAGGCAAGGGCCCUUAUCGGCAGACUGAUAAGCUUCAGGUCGGGUAAUAAUAGACCGAGGGUUGUGCGCACCGUUAGAAUGGCGUUUGCUGGGACAAAUAUCGGUUGUCCCAGCCGGAUAUCACGCAGAAACUAA
Messenger RNA from Parnassius apollo (apollo), 459 nucleotides. Lineage: Eukaryota; Metazoa; Arthropoda; Insecta; Lepidoptera; Papilionidae. The record is from the annotation of a GenBank genome assembly.